GCCAUGCAUAAAGUCGUUUACAAUCUUGACAACGCCAUCGCCAGCUUCUGUUCAGCUGCUAGAGUCUCGAGGGCGCAAUGCGAUGGCUUUGACCGCCAAAAGUUCGGAGGGCAGAUUCACGCCGUUGACUUCCAAGGGAUGACUAGCUAUACUGUAGUUGCAGGGUCGAACGGUGAUGAGAUCAUCCAGUUUCGAGAGCAGUCCGCCAUACUGGACAUGGACAUGGUGAAG
This is a messenger RNA of Microdochium trichocladiopsis, 231 nucleotides long. RefSeq lists its product as uncharacterized. The annotation marks the transcript as partial. The transcript has a single exon. The record is from RefSeq and is a predicted model, not a curated record. NCBI's taxonomy places the organism in Eukaryota, Fungi, Ascomycota, Sordariomycetes, Xylariales, Microdochiaceae.